Oldenlandia corymbosa var. corymbosa is the source of this 1641-nucleotide messenger RNA. The record is from the annotation of a GenBank genome assembly. NCBI's taxonomy places the organism in Eukaryota, Viridiplantae, Streptophyta, Magnoliopsida, Gentianales, Rubiaceae.
AUGACUUACACUUCUCAGGUCCUUCGUCACUCUAAAAAGGUCAGAAACGCUACCAACUUAGUACGGCAUGAUUAUUUGGUCCUGGUUCGCUGCUUUAGUAGCGGUCCUAGUUUACCUGCUAAUAGAGCAAAUGAUCUCUUCAAGCUUCGCAAAGCUGGUUUUGCAUCUUCCGCUGACUGUUGCGAAUCAGUAAUUCCUUCCAUGAUAUCAGUGGUGCAAAAACAACAAGGCAUUUCUAUGAGGACAGGAAGCAAGAUAAAUGCUCCUACUGCUGGCAUGCUGUUCAGCCAUAAACCAUCAUGGUCUGAGAUUCAAUAUGGCAGGAGUUUUUGUACAAACUCAGGCCUUCCUCCUCAUCAGGAAAUUGGGAUGCCAUCUCUCUCACCCACAAUGACAGAGGGAAAUAUUGCUAGAUGGUUAAAGAAAGAGGGUGACAAAAUCUCUCCUGGUGAAGUCCUCUGCGAAGUUGAAACGGAUAAGGCCACCGUCGAGAUGGAAUGCAUGGAGGAGGGAUACCUGGCUAAAAUUGUACGAGGGGAUGGGACAAGUGGAAUAAAAGUUGGCGAGGUGAUUGCAAUAACAGUAGAAGAGGAGGAAGAUAUAACAAAGUUCAAAGACUACGCGCCUUCUGCAUCAGAUUCUGCCGCUCCAGCUGAGAAGCCCCCUACCCCGCCAUCUCCACCAAAAGAAGAGGUUACAAGAGAACCUGUCACUUCAACAGAGCCAAAAGUUUCAAAGCCUAGCUCAACUCCUGCGGAAGGUCGUAUUUUCGCGAGUCCUCUCGCUAGGAAAAUUGCAGAAGAGAAUAAGGUGCCUCUUUCAAGCAUAAAAGGAACUGGUCCUGAUGGUGUGAUUGUGAAGGCUGACGUUGAAGAAUAUUUGGCUUCUCGUGGGAAGGAAGCACCCGCUUCCAAGGUUUCUACAGGAGUGGCAGCAGGGUUGGACUAUAUUGAUAUCCCUCACACUCAAAUUAGAAAGGUGACUGCUUCACGGUUGUUACUCUCGAAGCAAACAAUUCCUCAUUACUAUCUCACUGUAGAUACAUGUGUGGACAAACUGAUGGAUUUGCGCACCAAGCUCAACUCACUGCAAGAAGCUUCAGGUGGGAAGAGAAUAUCUGUGAAUGAUCUCGUAAUUAAGGCUGCUGCUUUGGCUCUUAAGAAGGUUCCCCAAUGCAACAGCUCAUGGACAAAUGACUACAUUCGCCAGUAUCACAAUGUGAAUAUCAAUGUUGCAGUGCAGACAGAGAAUGGAUUAUAUGUUCCUGUUAUCAGAGAUGCUGACAAGAAAGGGUUGUCAAGGAUUUCGGAUGAAGUUAAACAGUUGGCCCAGAAAGCAAAAGAAAACAGUCUAAAACCCGAAGAUUAUGAGGGAGGCACAUUUACAGUUUCAAAUUUGGGGGGUCCAUUUGGAAUUAAGCAGUUUUGUGCCAUUAUCAAUCCUCCUCAGUCUGGCAUCUUAGCAGUAGGGUCUGCUGAGAAGAGAGUUGUGCCCGGUUUAGGCCCUGAUCAGUACAACUUUGCAUCCUUUAUGUCUGUGACAUUAAGUUGUGAUCAUAGAGUUAUUGACGGUGCAAUUGGAGCAGAAUGGCUGAAAGCAUUCAAAGGAUACAUUGAAAAUCCUGAAUCUAUGUUGCUCUAA